Messenger RNA from Fukomys damarensis (Damara mole-rat), 1856 nucleotides. It is a transcript of the gene Psma2, whose product is annotated as proteasome 20S subunit alpha 2. The record is from RefSeq and is a predicted model, not a curated record. Gene Ontology annotation, biological process: ubiquitin-dependent protein catabolic process. The transcript is spliced from 8 exons. Gene Ontology annotation, cellular component: proteasome core complex; proteasome core complex, alpha-subunit complex. The coding region runs from base 61 to 765 and encodes 234 amino acids. Lineage: Eukaryota; Metazoa; Chordata; Mammalia; Rodentia; Bathyergidae.
UGAAAAUAAACUGUCCGUAGUGCGCAUGUGUGCGGCUGUGCUUGAGCUCUCCGCGCAAAGAUGGCGGAACGCGGUUACAGCUUUUCGCUGACAACCUUCAGCCCGUCUGGUAAACUUGUCCAGAUUGAAUAUGCAUUGGCUGCUGUAGCUGGAGGAGCCCCUUCUGUGGGAAUUAAAGCUGCAAAUGGUGUGGUAUUAGCAACUGAGAAGAAACAAAAGUCUAUUCUGUAUGAUGAGCGAAGUGUACACAAAGUGGAGCCAAUUACCAAGCACAUAGGUUUGGUGUACAGCGGAAUGGGCCCAGAUUACAGAGUGCUUGUGCACAGAGCUCGGAAACUGGCCCAGCAGUACUACCUUGUUUACCAGGAGCCCAUACCCACAGCCCAGCUGGUACAGAGAGUAGCUUCUGUGAUGCAGGAGUACACCCAGUCAGGUGGUGUUCGUCCAUUUGGCGUUUCUUUACUUAUUUGUGGUUGGAAUGAGGGACGACCGUAUUUAUUUCAGUCAGACCCAUCUGGAGCUUACUUUGCCUGGAAGGCCACAGCAAUGGGAAAGAACUACGUGAAUGGAAAAACUUUCCUUGAGAAAAGAUACAAUGAAGAUUUGGAGCUUGAAGAUGCCAUUCAUACAGCCAUCUUAACCCUAAAGGAGAGCUUUGAAGGGCAGAUGACAGAAGAUAACAUAGAGGUUGGCAUCUGCAAUGAAGCUGGUUUCCGAAGGCUCACUCCGACGGAAGUUAAGGACUACUUGGCUGCCAUUGCAUAAUAAUGAAGUGACUGAGUGACCUGAAAUUUCAGAUACUCUACUUAAACAUGUUUAAAGUAUGUUUUGUUUUGCAGACUUUUUGCAUACUUAUUUCUACAUGGUUUAAUGGACUGAUGUUUUUAAAAUGACAUAAAUCAUAAUAAACUGUUAAAUCCAACUUCCAGGUUUUUAGGAGUUAGUAAAAUUUUAACAUUUUAUGAGAGAUUUUUAACAUGAACAUUUUAUUUCCUGCUAUUCCUUACAGCUGAUUUCUAGAAACUAUGCUGUAAGGCAGAAUAACGAAGUUACUCUUCCAUUUUAUGCACUUUAGCUCAGUCAGGCACCACCCCAUUUUAUAGCAGAUGCUUCCUGUGUUUUUGUAAAGCACAAUGUGGGUUUUGGUAAACUGCAUUUAGAGUGGAGAGAAUCUGCAGCCUCAUAGAUCCAUGGGACACAAGUACAGGUGUUGAGUACAUUGAGGUGUGGGAUCAGGGAGAUCCUGGGGAAGUGGUAGUGAACCUAUACCACGUGUGCCACCGUGGGCUGUUUGUUACCAUUGAAAGCUCUAAAAGGUUUCCUGUCACUGUCGUAGAGUGUCUGUUGCGACUAUACUGGAGCUGUGGGAGUCAAGCCACACAGGUCUCCUGGGGGAGACGUAUUUUAUAAGUAAAUAAACCACGGUCUGCUUCUCCUGUUGGUUUCUCUCACGAGUAGGUAAGAAAUAUUUUUAAAAACUCUUACAUUACUUUUUAGUAGACGUUUUUAAUUCAAAGGUGCACAUAAGUGCUGAGAAUAAAACACUAAUCCUAAGUAUCAGAACUGACCUAAGUCUCGCCCUCACCAAUCUUGUGGUCAGAGCCUGUGCUUUAAGGUUCUUAGAAGAAAGCAAAUUGAGUGUUCACAUAUAAGAGUUUUGUUUCUUUGGAUUUUUUUUAAGGCCUCUUCAGAAAAGGAAAUCAAAUCAUUGAUCUAGUUCACAAAACAGAGUUCAUGACUAUCAUUAUUAGUCUUAACAACACGAAGAGGGAGUAGGCAAUUCCAGGAUUUAAAUGUAGUUAAAGGGCCUUUAAGGCUCAGCUAAGUUUAGGGAAAGAGCCUUACCUAAGAGUUUU